UUUGUCUGUGGUCAAGUACAAGAAUCGUAACGAGACAAAAUACUUGAGGAACGAUGAAAUUAAUCUAUUUUUAAUUAACUAAUGCAUUUUCUUCAUUUCAUACUUAGAUUUUUACAAGAAACAGGAAAUCUUAGAAGACUUUUCUGAGGUUUAUUUAAUUUAUACUGUUCUGUUUGCAAAUUAUUUUCAUCAUACCGCUAACACUAAGCAUUACUUUUGGCUUGUGGAGUCCCACAAUGGCAGAUCAGACUUCAGUUCUCGCCCUGGUAAUACUGACAGUGGGUAUUACAGUACAUUUUUCCUUACACAAAGUUGAAGAGGGACAUCUUGGAGUUUAUUAUAGGGGUGGAGCUUUGCUGCCAGUAACAAGUCAACCUGGAUUCCAUAUGAUGAUACCUCUUCUUACUUCUUAUAAAGCUAUUCAGACCACUCUACAAACAGAUGAAGUUAAAAAUGUACCCUGUGGGACAAGUGGAGGUGUUAUGAUUUAUUUUGAAAGAAUUGAAGUUGUCAAUAAAUUAGAACCAAAUAGUGUAUUGGAUGUGGUUCGUAAUUUCACCGCAGAUUAUGAUAAGACAUUAAUAUUCAACAAAGUGCAUCAUGAAUUAAAUCAGUUCUGCAGUGCACACUCCCUGCAUGAAGUAUAUAUUGAUCUGUUUGAUCAAAUUGAUGAAAAUUUGAGAACAGCACUCCAAAAAGAUCUAAAUGAAAUGGCACCAGGUUUGAGAGUACAGGCAGUGAGGGUGACAAAACCAAAGAUACCAGAAGCAAUAAGGAAGAAUUAUGAACUUAUGGAGUCUGAAAAGUCUAAACUUCUCAUAGCUGCUCAGCAUCAAAAGGUAGUAGAAAAGGAAGCAGAAACAGCACGUCGAAAGGCAGUGAUUGAAGCAGAAAAGGAGGCACAAGUUGCGAAAAUUCAAUAUGAACAGAAAAUCAUGGAAAAAGAAUCAUUACAGAAAAUAGAGUUGAUCGAAGACAACAUUCACAGAGCGAAACAACAAACAAAAGCUGAGGCAGACUUUUAUCAUCAGAAAAAACAAGCAGAAGCAAAUAAAUUACUGUUGACAAAAGAAUAUUUAGAACUUAAGAAAUAUGAAGCACUUGCAAAAAAUAACAAAAUAUACUUCGGCAGUGAUAUCCCUAAUAUGUUCUUGCAAGCAAAUAUUGGUGAUAAUAUACUCAAAAAUGUUGAAGUUGAAUAGGCACUAUAUACUUUGUGAAAACAAUUACUAGUCAUUGAGUGAAAUGAGUGUGGGAUAGGUUAGUGGGGCUUUUGUAAAGUUUUAAUAAAAAAUCAACAUUC
Molecule: messenger RNA, 1303 nt
Organism: Papilio machaon (common yellow swallowtail)
Lineage: Eukaryota; Metazoa; Arthropoda; Insecta; Lepidoptera; Papilionidae
Product: erlin-2
Exons: 7
Coding region: 237-1202 (321 amino acids)
Biological process (GO): SREBP signaling pathway
Cellular component (GO): endoplasmic reticulum; endoplasmic reticulum membrane
Molecular function (GO): ubiquitin protein ligase binding; cholesterol binding
Source: RefSeq, a predicted model, not a curated record